AAUUGAAUUUCCGGUAGGUUUUUGAAAAUUUCCGAAUUGGAAUUGAAUUCAUUUGCGUCUAUUUGGCAGAUAGCGUUGUCCCAGUCUGAAAUUUCUUCACCUCUGCAGUCAAGACAAUGUCGGUUACAAAAGACGUGAGCUUCUCUUUAAAAGUUGUGAUAAAUAAACAGAAAACCAAAGUUCUAUUCGCAGAAGCUGAAAGCGAUUUUGUCGAUAUCCUGAUUAGCUUCUUGACAUUGCCGUUGGGAACGAUCGUGAAAAUCCUGAAGAAGCACUAUAAAGAUGAAGAGGCGCCUGUCAAAAUCGGAAGCUUAACAAGUUUAUACAAUGGCAUAGCAAAUCUCGACAGUGACAAUUUCUGGACCGAUGGUUUACACGAUGUGCUGCUCAAUCCGACAAGUUCAUUCGGAGACGAAUGUCUUCAACUAAAACUCGAUAUUAGUGACAGUCAGCCCACAAAGUACUUCACUUGUAAUCCACACCACUGUCGACCAAUCCCAUGCUUAAGCGUAUACUAUGAUACCGUAAUAUGCGGCUGUUGUCAAAUAAUGAAAAGAGAAGUAGGUCAAAACAUGUCCGAGGCUAUUGGUGUUUUUACCAUUAAUACAAUGUCUUUCAUAAUAUCCGAUGAUCUUCGGGUACUUCCUAAUAUGAUGGGUUUCGUGCAAACUCUUAAAGAUCUCGACGUUACAGACACCAAUGGCACAGAGCUUAGGAAUGUUACUUUUGGAUUCAAUGAGGUUAGUGUCUCGAGAGUCCGUUUCAAUAUUAUUUCUUGAAUAUUCACUACAAAAAAAAAAUCUUGACAACACCUAUUUUUCACAUAGUUAGGCAAAAAGUGUUGUCACUAUGCUUGUCAUUAACGGGGUGUCGCUAAUGCUCUAUAGUGACAAUAAAUAAGUAUUAAGUGACAACAAAAAGAGCUAUUAGUGACAAUAGAAAAGAUGUUGUCACUUAAUGUGUGCAUUAAGUGACAACUUUUGCAUUUGUCACAAUUGGGGUGUCGCUAAUGCAACUUUUUCUUGUAGUGA
Messenger RNA from Erythranthe guttata (spotted monkey flower), 1031 nucleotides. RefSeq lists its product as uncharacterized. Lineage: Eukaryota; Viridiplantae; Streptophyta; Magnoliopsida; Lamiales; Phrymaceae. The record is from RefSeq and is a predicted model, not a curated record.